AUGGCGGGGAAGCCGAUCGUGCCGGCGGGCUCGGGGCCUGAGCGGCAGGAGAGCGCCGGCGGGAAGAAGAGGAAGAGGAACCCCACACCGGAAUGGGAGUUCCAGCAGUCGCUUGCCGCUUGCUCCAGAGAGGGGGACCUCGACGGCGCCCUCGCGCUCUACGGCGGCACGAAGCUCCGCCUCAAUGCCUACCAUUUCAACACACUUCUCCAUGUAUGCUCCAACGCCCUCGGCUCCUCUGAGGAGCGUUCUCCCGCUUUUGUCGCCGCUGCUGUUGAGGAGGCGUUUCGCAUCUUCGAGCGCAUGGUGGCCAGUGGUAUUCCCCCGUCGGAGUCCACUAUCACUUCACUGGCUAGGAUUGCGGCGGCCGACGGAGUGGAAGGUGGAAACAGGGCGUUCGAAUUGGUGAAGGACAUGGGGGAGAGGUAUGGCGUCUCCGCUAGGCUGAGAACCUACGAUCCGGCUCUGUUCGCGUUUUGCAAGGAUGCAGAGAAUGCCGAGAAGGCGUAUUCUGUCGAACAGCACAUGGUGUCGAUGGGCAUUAUGCCAGAGGAGGCAGAACUCGCUUCUCUUCUGAAAGUGAGCUCUGAAGCCGGGAGGGACGAUAAGGUUUACGAGUAUCUGCACAAGUUGAGAAGAUUUGCUCGCUCUGUUAGCCCAUCCACCGCCGAGACCGUGAAGCGCUGGUUCGAAAGCGACUGCGCCGCGAAAAUCGGAAGAGAGGCUUGGGAUGCAGACCGGGUUAAAGAUGCCGUCUCGAUAAACGGAGGAGGUUGGCACGGCGAUGGUUGGUUGGGGAAGGGUAGAUGGAGAGUGCAGAGGUCCGACAUUGGUUUAGGAGGUUGCUGCUCCUUUUGUGGGCAGCGACUGGCUUGCGUGGAUCUUGAUCGUACGGAGACCGAGAACUUUGCAGAGUCUGUGGCUUCCCUAGCCAUGACAAGAGAAGCCAAGUCUACUUUCAGUGAUUUCCAGGUGAUUCUAUUGCCCCCCUGACUAAAUCUAUAUCGCCGUGGCUUCUUCUGGUGCUCGUGCCGUUUAUGCACUCUCGUAACCGUAUUUCUUUUGAAUACCUCAUUAUCAAAAGACCCAUACCUUACAUGGGUAUGGUUAUAUCGUCAUUGAUCGUGUUCAUGGCCUCUACUGCUAUGAUUGUUUCUUCAAACAUGAUAUGUUCGUAUGAUUGGAAUUUUUUUUGGAAGUUGUUCGUAUGAAGUAGAAUCAGCCCCUCCACUUUGACACGUUGUAAGUCGAAUUGAUCGAUUGUUAUAGUAGCUUUUUUAUAAAAAACAAAAGUCAAUUUUUGAAAUUGUUUCAUGCAAAAAAAAUUGUUUCAUGCGACUUCCAUAUUUCCUCAAGAGGCAUGCCAAGACUUUCAGAAAUUUCCAUUCAAAUUAUGUUGUUCCGUUGGGCGUUGGACCAGCUACUUCCGUCUGAAUGGGGGAUUUCAUUUUCAUUCAGUAAGAGCUUUUAUGUGCAUUGCCCUUAUUGUCAUUGCUGUACUGAUGCUCAAUUGUCAUAUCCAGGAGUGGUUGAAUGGCCAUGAUGACUAUGACGUCGUUGUAGAUGGAGCGAACAUUGGAUAUUACCACCAAAACUUUGCAGAGGGUGGAUUUUGUUUACCUCAGGUUUAUACGUCAUCCUGGUUUUUCACUUCUUAAAAAUUUAACUCUUGAAUAUAUAUUGUUGAUUUUUGUGCGACAUGGUGAUGAAAUUUGCAGGUUCAGGUCGUGGUUAACGAGCUGCUGGAGCAUUCCCAUGCGAAGAAGCCGCUUAUAAUCCUCCAUAACAAGAGAGUUCUGUCUCUCAUGGAGAACAGCUGUAACAGGGAGCUGCUUGAAGGAUGGAAUGCUCAGGGGGUGCUGUAUGCAACGCCAAAUGGGUCAAACGAUGACUGGUAUGCUUCUGCAGAGAAUAGCUCAGGAUGCUUUUUCUUCUUUUUCCCUGUUUCUUCACUUUUAGAGAGUAGAACAAGUUUGUUCUCGGCAAUUUGGUUUGGUUUUCGGACCCAUUUUUUAUAUUUACUUUCGUAAAAUUCCUGAAAAUGUCUUGUCUCAGACAUUGCACACAGUCUUCUGCUGCAGUCGUAAUAUCUGUUGCCCCUGUGCCAGGUACUGGAUCUACGCCUCAGUCAGGCUCAAGUGUCUGCUUCUAACGAAUGACGAGAUGAGGGAUCAUAUAUUUGAGCUCCUGGGGCAGAGUUUCUUCACCAGGUGGAAGGAGAGACACCAAGUACGCAACCUAAACGCUUGCAAUUGCUUGGGUUCUGUGAUUUUAUUUUAUCAUUUCAAUGUUCCAUCGGGUACAGGCCCUCCGAGGGAGACCCUCUCGGAAUCGCCCUAGCCAUACUGUUUCGGUGUAUAUAUCCCUGAUUCAUUCGUGCAUGAGCAUUCAUGGUGAUGAUGAGAUGAAAAUAUAUUGUCUCUGGAUGAUCAGGAGCCGCCUGUGCUCGGAUACUCUUCCUUCCCUGAGGAGUUCCCUCUCAUUCUUUGUAGGUCAGAUACACGUUUGUCAAGGGCCACCCGAAGCUCGAGUUGCCGCGUCCAUACACUCCUGUCAUUCAAGUAAGUUUCCUCAGUCCCUAUCUCGUACAACAUGUUAACGCAGCUACGACAUUGCUCCCUCUCUCUCUCUCUCUCGCUAGGAGAUGGAGAACGGAUCGUGGCACAUUCCAGUCCGUGCCGCUGACGAUCAGGGCAAGGACCAGAAAUUGGAAGGUUGGCUUUGCAUAACCAGAGAGGGACUGCCCCUGGACGACGUUCGAGCUGCUCUAGGCGAUGAUGGACCUUCUGCAGAGAAUACGCCCUUGUCUGAGUAA
Molecule: messenger RNA, 2815 nt
Organism: Spirodela intermedia
Lineage: Eukaryota; Viridiplantae; Streptophyta; Magnoliopsida; Alismatales; Araceae
Source: the annotation of a GenBank genome assembly